GCUUUUGAAUAUUCCUACCAGGAACAAUGAAUAUUGGUGAUAAAUUUAUAACGAAAUCGUUAGAUAUGAAAUUACAAAGAGAAAAUGUAUUCAGAGGUGAACGCGUGUUCUUGCCUAAUCCACGAACUAUUUAUGGUGGUGAGCUCAUGGCUCAAGCUUUAAUGGCUGCUAGUAAAACCGUUCCUAAAGAUUUCAGACCGAAUAGCCUGCACUGUUAUUUUCAUGACCGAUCAAAUGUACUUGAACCAAAUGAUUACCAUGUUACAAAACUUCGUGAUGGACGUUCAUUUUGUCAUAGAUUAGUUGAAGCUUUUCCAAUAAAUAAAAGUGAAUCGGAUUUAAUUACUCCAUAUUUUCGCAUGGAUUGUUCAUUUAAAACACCCGAGAAGGAUCCUGCAUCCUUUUUGUCUCCCAUGCCUCAUGUUCAGUCUGUUGAGAAACUCCAAGAUUUUAAUUCAUAUGUGAAAUCACUUGACUUUGACAACUUGCCAAAUGUACCACGAACUCGGGUACUACAUUAUCAAAGUUUCGAUGCUAAUUCACCUCUUGAAACCGUAUUCUGUGAACCCGAAUAUGUUCUCGGCCUCAAGUCAAAUGUUGGUGGACAACUACACUCUUGGAUCCGUUUAAAGGAACCACCUUCCACUUCUCUACAUUCUUAUCGUGAUGCCUUCCUAGCGUAUUUAUCGGAUGCUUUUUUGUUAUGGGUCGCACUUACUGAACCACAUCAUGUUUUAUACUUGGUCACGCUAAAUCAAAGCAUAUGGUUUCACAAUCCCGAAAUAGAAAUUAAGCCAGAUGAAUGGAUUUUGCUUGGAACAAGAGCAAAUUACGUAGGUGGCGCUUUGACACUUUCAUAUGGAGACAUAUGGAACAGAGAAGGCUGUCUCCUGGCAAGCAUGGCUCAACAAGGCUUAGUGCGGACUCAACAACUGAAGCCAGUUUCAUCCUACACAUCAAUGGGUGAACUAGCAGAACAAGCUGAAAAAUAAUCCUACAUCGAUAUAAGCACCUGACUUAAAUAAAUUGUAUUAUCUUUUUGUAUAUCUUAAUUUCUGUCAUGGACAUAUAUAUCUAUGCAACAUUCCUCAGCAUAUAAGGAAAUCUCUUGACAUUAUGUUUUGGUUAUAUCUUACUCUUUAACUAUGGUUAUGACAUCUGAGCUGUGAUUUUCUGAUUAGCAUGUUAGCAAUAUUUUCUUCAUAUUUGUUAUUCACUACUAAAUUACGAUGAAUUGAAUAUUCUUCUAAUAUUUUCCCUAUACAAGCUCACAAGCCGUUCCACUUCAACAUU
Molecule: messenger RNA, 1293 nt
Organism: Schistosoma rodhaini
Lineage: Eukaryota; Metazoa; Platyhelminthes; Trematoda; Strigeidida; Schistosomatidae
Source: the annotation of a GenBank genome assembly